AUGUUCAAAGGCCGUGACGCAGACGCUGCAGAUCCCGGAUCACAACAGGCCGCGCUCAUAAACACUGAGGGAAAGAAGAGCCAGUGCCCGUCCAGUUAUCCUCCGACUGGGGCCCGGCCAGUUAUCCUCCGACUGGGGCCCGGCCAGUUAUCCUCCGACUGGGGCCCAGAAAGUUAUCCGGGGCCCGGCCAGUUAUCCUCCGACUGGGGCCCGGCCAGUUAUCUUCCGACUGGGGCCCGGCCAGUUUACCUCUGUCUGGGGCCUGGCAAGUUUACCUCUGUCUGGGGCCUGGCCAGUUUUCCUCUGUCUGGGGCCCGGCCAGUUUACCUCUGUCUGGGGCCUGGCAAGUUUACCUCUGUCUGGGGCCCGGCCAGUUUACCUCUGUCUGGGGCCUGGCAAGUUUACCUCUGUCUGGGGCCUGGCCAGUUUACCUCUGUCUGGGGCCUGGCAAGUUUACCUCUGUCUGGGGCCCGGCCAGUUUACCUCUGUCUGGGGCCUGGCAAGUUUACCUCUGUCUGGGGCCUGGCCAGUUUUCCUUUGUCUGGGGCCUGGCCAGUUUACCUCUGUCUGGGGCCUGGCCAGUUUUCCUCUGUCUGGGGCCCGGCAAGUUUACCUCUGUCUGGGGCCCGGCCAGUUAUCCUCCGACUGGGACCCGGCCAGUUAUCCUCCGGCUGGGGCCCAGAAAGUUAUCCGGGGCCCGGCCAGUUAUCCUCCGACUGGGGCCCGGCCAGUUAUCUUCCGACUGGGGCCCGGCCAGUUACCUUCCGACUGGGGCCCGGCCAGUUAUCUUCCGACUGGGGCCCGGCCAGUUAUCUUCCGACUGGGGCCUGGCCAGUUAUCCUCCGACUGGGACCCGGCCAGUUAUCCUCCGGCUGGGGCCCAGAAAGUUAUCCAGGGCCCUGCCAGUUAUCUUCCGACUGGGGCCCGGCCACACACCUCAGCCCGGCUCUCCUCAGCCCGACACGCCUGAGCCUGGCACGCCUCAGCCCGGCACGCCUCAGCCCUGUCCGCCUCAGCCCUGCACGCCUCUGCCCAGCACACCUCAGCCCGACACGCCUGAGCCCGGCACGCCUCACAGCCCGGCACGCCUCAGCCCGGCACGCCUCAGCCCUGCACGCCUCAGCCCUGCACGCCUCAGCCCUGUCUGCCUCAGCCCUGUCUGCCUCGGCCCGGUACACCUCAGCCCUGUCCGCCUCAGCCCUGCACGCCUCAGCCCUGCACGCCUCAGCCCUGCACGCCUCAGCCCUGCACGCCUCAGCCCUGCACGCCUCAGCCCUGCACGCCUCAGCCCUGCACGCCUCAGCCCUGCACGCCUCAGCCCUGUCUGCCUCAGCCCUGUCUGCCUCGGCCCGGUACACCUCAGCCCUGUCUGCUUCAGCCCGGCACGCCUCAGCCCUGCACGCCUCAGCCCUGCACGCCUCAGCCCUGCCCGCCUCAGCCCUGCACGCCUCAGCCCUGCACGCCUCAGCCCUGUCUGCCUCAGCCCUGUCUGCCUCGGCCCGGUACACCUCAGCCCUGUCCGCCUCAGCCCUGCACGCCUCAGCCCUGCACGCCUCAGCCCUGCACGCCUCAGCCCUGCACGCCUCAGCCCUGCACGCCUCAGCCCUGCACGCCUCAGCCCUGUCUGCCUCAGCCCUGUCUGCCUCGGCCCGGUACACCUCAGCCCUGUCCGCCUCAGCCCUGCACGCCUCAGCCCUGCACGCCUCAGCCCUGCACGCCUCAGCCCUGCCCGCCUCAGCCCUGCACGCCUCAGCCCUGCCCGCCUCAGCCCUGCCCGCCUCAGCCCUGCACGCCUCAGCCCUGCCCGCCUCGCCUCAGCCCUGCACGCCUCAGCCCUGCACGCCUCACAUCUGCACGCCUCAGCCCUGCACGCCACAGCCCUGCACCGUGUCGUGUCCGUGUGUCACUGAAGAGGCAACACAGCUGGCUUGCUCGGGCGCCAUGGCAACAGCGAUGCCAGAAAGCGUUAAGGAGGGAAAAGAAGGGGGGGGGGGGGUGGGGGGGUGA
Knipowitschia caucasica is the source of this 2007-nucleotide messenger RNA. NCBI's taxonomy places the organism in Eukaryota, Metazoa, Chordata, Actinopteri, Gobiiformes, Gobiidae. The record is from the annotation of a GenBank genome assembly.